Molecule: messenger RNA, 726 nt
Organism: Acanthosepion pharaonis
Lineage: Eukaryota; Metazoa; Mollusca; Cephalopoda; Sepiida; Sepiidae
Source: the annotation of a GenBank genome assembly
AUGCGUUCCUAUACACUCAGACUGUUCGCUACUCUCAUGAAAACAGUCUGGAACAAGGUUAAAACGAGCACCAGACAAGGUCUAUACAUUCGUAAUGCUAAUAAACUGAACUCCGGCCGAUACACAUGCAUCGUUGAAAAUCCACUGGAGACUGUAACAGGAAGCGCCCAACUGACUAUUAUAUCAACACCUGGGGAAGUAUCAGGAGUCUAUGGUGAAGAUUCAACAAUUACCACAACGAGCAUCAGGCUACGAUGGUUGGCACCACCGGACAAUGGUUCCCCGGUCACAAAAUACGAUAUACAAGCUUUCAGCAAUUUAGAUCCAGAAUGGAAAACCGUAGCCAGUGAUAUCCCUGAUGCCACAGCGAAUGUUGACGCUGAAUUAUUUAAAGCAGCAAUAGUUACCGGUCUUUUACCAGACAAUAACUACAACUUCCGGUUGAUUGCGUACAAUGCACUGGGUAAUGGGCCUGCAAGUCUGCAAUCAGCCAGUUACCGCACCCUUUCUUCACCACCCACAAAAGCCCCUACCGGUGUGGGUGGUGGAGGUGGAACCGUUGGCGUUUUAUCUAUUAUUUGGCAGCCUCUCCAUCCAAGCGAACAUGGAGGCCGCGGAAUUGGAUACAUUGUUUAUUGGAGGAAAAAAUCUGAUUCUGAUGUUAGAUGGUUCAAGUUGACCAAUAAACGCUCCCCUGAUAAGUACCAGAGCUUAGUCAUCUCUUGA